AUGUCGAAAAGAACCGCGGAGACCCAGGGAAACCUGGAGUCCCUCAAGGCAGGGCAACGGCCAGAGUCGAGCGCAAACGGCGACCCCACCCUUGACUUUGAAGACGAAUUCGAGGAUGAAUACGAGUCGGAAGACGAGGUCAUGGAGGCCGGUGUGGAUGGGCGACCAGACGCAGAAAGAGAAGCAGAGCAGGCACAAGAUGCUAUGGAUGUCGACACAAAGGAGCAGACAUUCAUCCCAGGCCGAUCGGUAUUGCAGCCUGGGAUGUCGCUGACCCCAGACCCUUCCACCUACGAGAUGCUUCACCUCAUGUCCACGACGUGGCCUUGUCUAUCAUUCGAUGUGGUGCGAGAUAACCUGGGUGACAAUCGUAAGCAAUACCCAAGAACGGUCUAUGCGGUUGCUGGAACUCAAGCCGAGUCGUCACGUGCAAAGGAGAAUGAGCUGUACAUUUUGCGGUUGAGCAGUCUGUCAAAGAUGGAUCGCGGUAAUCAGACGGACUCGGAGAGCGAUAGCGAUGACGACGAGGACGACGAGGGCUCAUCCGACCCAGUGCUGGAGUCGAGGUCAAUACCACUUCCAAGCACAACCAACAGAAUAAGAGCGUUCCAGCCAGCGACAGCCACUGCUGAUAUGACUCAAAUACCUCAGACGUUGACAGCCACAUCGUUGGAAAAUGGUCAGGUUCUGAUCCACGACGUAUCCCCACAUCUCCAAUCUCUUUCAACACCCGGCUACACACUGCCUCCAAACGCCUCGAAGCCUCUCAGCACCCUCCGAAUGCACAAAACAGAAGGAUACGCACUGGACUGGGCGCCAGCUUCCUCGCAUCCCCAUGGUCGGCUGCUCUCCGGUGACAAUGCCGGACAGAUAUUCAGCACACAGCGAACCGAGGGUGGCGGCUGGGUGACGGAUACCAGAGCAUUUGUAGGCCACACCGAUGCAGUAGAAGAACUUCAAUGGUCACCCAACGAGAAAUUUGUGUUUGCGUCCGCAAGCUCCGACGGCACUGUCAAGGUGUGGGAUGCGCGAAGUAAGAGUCGCAAACCCGCUGUUGAUGUGAAGAUCAGCAACACCGAUGUCAACGUGAUGUCGUGGUCGCGCCAGACGUUCCAUUUGCUGGCCACUGGCGCCGAUGACGGCCAAUGGGCGGUAUGGGAUUUGCGGCAGUGGAAGCCUCAGUCAGGAGCCUCAACGGGCGCGCCCAUCAAACCGAGCCCUGUCGCCGACUUUCAUUUCCACAAGAAGCCUAUCACUUCGAUAGAGUGGCACCCGACGGAUGACAGCGUUGUGGCUGUUGCUUGCGCAGACAACACAGCAACUCUGUGGGAUCUCGCGGUCGAGCUUGACGACGAGGAAUACGGCCGAGAAACGGGCUUGGGCCUGGGUGAAGGCGCCGAAAAGGUCCCUCCACAAUUGCUGUUCAUCCACCAUGUUGAAGAUGGCAAGGAAUUGCACUGGCAUCCACAAAUGCCUGGUACGGUCAUGGUCACCGGCGGAAGCGGUCUGGGAGUUUUUAAAACAAUCAGCGUCUGA
Messenger RNA from Fonsecaea erecta, 1536 nucleotides. RefSeq lists its product as hypothetical. NCBI's taxonomy places the organism in Eukaryota, Fungi, Ascomycota, Eurotiomycetes, Chaetothyriales, Herpotrichiellaceae. Gene Ontology annotation, molecular function: protein binding. The transcript has a single exon. The coding region runs from base 1 to 1536 and encodes 511 amino acids. The record is from RefSeq and is a predicted model, not a curated record.